GUCGGGUUUCUCGUGAGCUGGACCGGGGAGACUCAGAAGCGACGGGUACCCCUGGACGGUCCCACACCACAGCUGACCCAGUGACACGCUAACAUCACUCUGGAGCUGCCGCCUCCGUGGAUGUUGGAUGUCGAUUCCCAGAAGCCCCCCAAGGGGAAAUGGUCGACACCGCCCUUCGACCCGCGCUUCCCCAACCAGAACCAGACCCGAAACUGCUACCAGAACUUCCUGGACUACCACCGCUGUGUCAAGAGAAUGAACCGCCGCGGGAAGAGCACGCAACCCUGCGAGUAUUACUUCCGCGUGUUCCACUCGCUGUGCCCCAUGAGCUGGGUGCGGCGCUGGACCGAGCAGAUCCAGGACGGGACCUUCGCCGGCAAAAUCUGACGGUCUGAGUGCCGCUCCUCCGAACGAUCAGCGCACUGACCCCGCGUCCUGGCGUCUCCUGGAGCCCCGGCCCCGGCUGUACACUCCCCAGUCUCUAAACCACCAAUAAAGCUCUGUUGCUGCUGAUA
Mustela erminea (ermine) is the source of this 515-nucleotide messenger RNA. Its product is annotated as cytochrome c oxidase subunit 6B2. Gene Ontology annotation, cellular component: respiratory chain complex IV; mitochondrial crista; mitochondrion. The coding region runs from base 121 to 387 and encodes 88 amino acids. The record is from RefSeq and is a predicted model, not a curated record. The transcript is spliced from 4 exons. NCBI's taxonomy places the organism in Eukaryota, Metazoa, Chordata, Mammalia, Carnivora, Mustelidae.